Messenger RNA from Stylonychia lemnae, 4776 nucleotides. NCBI's taxonomy places the organism in Eukaryota, Ciliophora, Spirotrichea, Sporadotrichida, Oxytrichidae. The record is from the annotation of a GenBank genome assembly.
AUGAAUGAUGAAUAUGUUUAGCAACAACUACAUCAGUACUCCAAAAAAGUGGCGUAGUUAAGUUUAAAUGAACCUCAGCGAGAUGUGAACACCAGCAGAAGUAAAUCGAGAGAUUUAAGUGCAAAUAGCAGGUAUAAAUCCAACAUUUUUGAAAAUAAUCGAAAAAACACCGAUAGAUCCUCCUAGAUUAAUUCAAACUAAAGCAGGUACAAUGAAAAUAGGAAUAAGAGUAAUUUGAGUUUGCCUCUCUAAAACAUGAAUGCUUAAAACCGUGUUGAAAGUGAAGGGGAUUCUCCCAUGAAACAUCAAUCUUCAUAAUUGUCUAUCUUUAGCCAGCUAAAUAAUAUUAUCCAAACUUAAAAUGAUUAUUAGGAUAAAACCAUUCUAAAUACAGUAACUACAUUUAACACACGGAAUGAUCCAUCAAAUAUGGUUUUUGGAAACGAAUCCUAUCUCUCUUCGAUAAGAGCAACUUAAAAUAACAAAAGCAUAUCUCCAAUAUUAGAAGAAAGAGAAAUGAGAAAAGGCACUUAUCAAUAGGAAAACUAUAAGUUCAAGAACAUUUUCAAUUUUAAUAAAAAUAGAUAGUCCUCUAAAUCUCCGCUUAACAAGUCAGGGCAUGAUUGGUAAGGAGAUCUGUCAAUUUAGUUCAAUUAGGAAUUUCCAAGUGACAGGGAACGUAAUACAGAAAACUAAAACAUUGAUGAUGAUGAAGAGGUCAAAGUUAACUAUUAAAUUCAAGUGCAGAGUGAUUUUCUAUCAGACACUCUUGGAAAUGAAAGAAACUCAAAUCUUCCACUAAGCCAGACAAGCAAAGACGAUAAAGCUCCGUGGAAUUUUUCUGCAAACAUUAGGUAGAAUUAAAAUUUGAACUAACAUAGCGAAAUUCAUAAUCUUAAAGAACAAUAGCCUUAAACAUUGCAGAUUAACUAAAUUUAUGAUUAAAUACCUAAACUUGAGAUUUUAAGUGAUAUUCGAGCUCAAACUGGUCUUGGCAGCAAUGGCAGCUAAUUGAGGAAAUCAGCUAGAAAACUUGAACCUGAAGAGGUUUACGAAGAUAUGAAAAUUUUGGAAAGCCAAAAAGAAUCAGAAUAGCAAAGUAAGGAAACAGAAAUUGAUUAGUAAAAAGAGAUAGAUAAAGAUCAUAAGUAGAGUAUUUAAAAUAAAAACGUCAUAAGCAGUAAAAAGCAGUCCGACAUUCUAGCAGCAUUUUAGUGCAUAGCUGAAAACGAGAGAAGUAAAAGCCCUGUGACAAGGAAUAAUAAUGCUGGGCCUGAAUAACUCAAGAAUAAAAAUGACGAACCUUUAAACGGUGAUUUAUCAAGUCAACUUAACAAUAUUUUGAGAGUUAAUUAACCUAAGGUUGAAGUUGAAUAAGAAAAAUCUUUCUAAAAGUAAAAUGAAUAAGAGAAGUAGCACUAAAAGACAGGAAAGCUAUAAGAUCUUUUCUAGUCAUAGACGAACUCAUUAGAUUUUAUACUCACCCCAAUUGAUCAUAGUGAUAUUGUAACUAUUACACCAACGCCAACUUAAAAUUUAAACAGUAAUGGAAAUCCCAAUGAAUUCGUAGUGUAGGAGAUAGAGUCAUAGAUUGUUUAAGACUUUGAUGGCAAAGACUCAAAUUUGAUGGCAGAUCAGAGUCCCUUUUAAGUCAGGGAAUCAUUCCAUGAAACAUCAAGAGGAUUUGCAGACACCCUUUAGUAAGAAGUAAUGGUAACAGCAUAAUUUCAUGAUAAUGAUCGGGUAAGCAUACCUACACUCCAAAAUGCUAUGGAUAAUAACGCUUCAUUUCGAGGAGACCUCAAUUAUGAGGACUUUUAGAAGGAUCUGGUGAAUUCCUAGAGAUAAAUCAACAACUAAAUGGAGUAUCUCACAAGUUAAAGUUUUGAGUAGGGCAAACCAGAAUCAGAGCGUUAAUAAAAACAGAACUUCUAGAUUAUUGGUAAGCAUUAGAAUGCCUCUCGUUUUCAAGAAGAAAUCAAGCAGUAGAGUCAAGAUGGAAGCAGCAGUAAGCAUUCUGUUUAGCUAAACAAUAUUGAUAAAAACAGGUAAACUGAAGAGCAGACAGUUGCAAACAUGAUUUUCAAAGAGCUAUUUGAUGUAGAUCUGGUAGAUUCCCAAAAUAACAAGCAUGAUCAGUCAAGGUAUUCCUAGCAGUAAAAUUUCGGGUUUAACAUUGACACUGAAUUCGAUUCCAAUAACUAGCAUUAGCUUCGAAUGUCUGAUAGAGAUCAAUCUUUAGAGAUCCUGAGUUCUGCCUUAUCAGCAGCUAACUUAGAGAUGCUUCAGAUUAUCGAAGAGUACGUGGAUUAAGAAUUAAUAGUCCCAGUUUUAAAUGCCGAAAGUCUUACAAUAUUGGAAGAUGCACUGAAUGAAAGACAAAUUCAAAUGAGGAUUGUCAAUCGAUCUAUUCUAGAGCCAACCUUGCAGGAGGAACUGGUUAAACUUAUUACUGAAGUUUAUUCUCAAGUCUAAGAUGAGUAGCGUCAAGAGCAGGAAAAGAUGAAGCGUUUCAGUACAUUCAAUGAUUCUAGAAAUAUUGAAGUAGUUUGCAAUAAUUCUCCUCAAAACAGACAUUCCUUCAAUAUGCAAGCCCCAAGAUAGAUGCAUGACUUAAAAGAGGAACCUUAAUAUCAAUAGUAUACUGAGGACAGUCCUCAAAUGAAAAAGCUCAGAGACAAGUAAAUUGAGAUUAAUGUUUACUAAGGCCAAGAACUUAACUCUACAAGUUCUUUUGGUUCUCCAAUGAUAAAAAACAAAAAGCAAAUGAGUAUGAUGAAAAAGAUUUCAAAUCCACUAAUGAACUCAGACUAAUACCACUUUAACCAGUUUCUAAAAGAAACAAAUAAAAAUUCUACCAUUAAUAAUAUCAAAGCCAGUCCAGACAGCUUCGGCAAGAACAAGGCACUUGUGACGAAUUUUUAUUCUACAGGGGUGCAUCAAUCCUAGGACUUUAGGUAGGAAUCUAGAUUCGACUAAAACAAUACUUUGAAUGACAGUCCAGAGAUCCAGAAUAUAACAGAGGAUAUCAAUAAUUAUGAUACAAGAGAUCAAAAUGUAGAGGAUGAUGAAGAUACUGAAGAUGAUCCUAAUAUCGUAAUUUCUAGCGAGGAGGAUGAUGAAGAAGGCAAUAAAACUGUGACAUAAGCUAACUACGGCUAAAAUUACGAUAGAGCAAGCAACAGUAAGUCUUUCAUUUCGCAAAAUACAAGAAAGAUGAAGCGAGCUAUGAGGUCACAUAACUAGAUCAGCAAUACAGGGGUUAGAAAAUUCCAGCAUCACAGAGGGGCAUCUAUUCUUUAAUUAGAUGAGUCUCCUUUUAUAUAUCUUACAACAAAUCCACUCUAUCUUGAUCUAUUAUGCGCGAACUGCUAUGAGUGCGUGAGAUUUGCAGAUGUUGAUCAUCACUCAUUAGUUUGCUAGUCAGUACAAGACUUGACAACUAGCGAGAAGGAAAGAUAUAAGAAUGUGCAAGAUAGCUCAUCAUACAGUGAUAAGAUUAAUUUUGGAGUGGAUAAGGAGCUAAGGAAAAUACUAAGCGGAAGUUAAAUUUCUUCUUAAAGAGAGAUAGAUCAUGAAACUGACCUAAGUAUCAUAAACGAGAGGAUAUCAAAACUUAACAGCGCUAUUAAGAAUAGAAUUGUAGAAAUACAGCUGCAGGACAGAGACAAUCCAUUGACAGAUUACUAUUCAAGCAUUUAUUCUGUAGGCAAUAGAAUAGUAGGCAUUGAUGAUGUAAGUAACUAAACUCAUAAUAAUAUUUAGGACCCAAACAAUUUAGUUAUCAUUCAAAAGAUACUCGAGGACUAUCUGAAGGAGAUCUAGGACCUUUAGAGAACAAAGGAGAGGUAGAAUUAAAGAGUAGUAUCACUGCUGAUGUUCACUCAGAGAUUAAUCAUUCUCUGCAAGGAGAAACUGCUUCUAUUGGUUAAGCAAUCAUCUUUCAGCAAUGAAAUCAUUUUCUAAACUAAUGAUAAUGAUGUAAGCUUAAUCAAUUUAUGUAUUAUUAAGGUGGACAUUCAGAAGUCGAAUACCAAGUAGAAGAAACGAGCUUUGUUUAUCUUGAAUGAUAUCAGAUCGGAAAUAAACUCAGAGAAAUUCAGAGACGACUAGUCAGAUGUAAGCAUUAUUUGUAUAUAAAUUGCUAUAUAGUAUUCUGAAUACUCUGCGUUAUCUUAGAACAACUUUAUCUUUAGUGCUGGACCAUCUUUCCAUUAGAGCAAAUAAUAGCUGAGAAGCCAGAACAGCGUUAAAUCUAAUAAUAAUAGGAGCUUUUAGAAUGAUUAAAAUUUUUGGAAUCACAUUGAGCAAUAGCCUAACUAUUAAAAUUUCAACUAAAAUAUUAAAGGCAGUUUGGCAGCACCCGGAGGCUUGUCAAAUGUAUCUUCGCCGUUUAGAAAGAAUAGCAUCAAUAGUGGAUUUAAUUUCUCAAAUAACAAUGGAGCUAGUCAAUCAAUGAUUACCACACCAAACUCUAGAAGUAAUCACAAAAACUCAGUUCCACGCAGAGAAAGAUUCAAUGAGGGAAGUUUAUUGUCUCCCUCGCAUUCACAUUUGUCUGGUUCAAAUAUCAAGGAAGAUAUUAACAGCAAUCUCAAAAAGCAUUUCUAUUCUCUGGUAAUUGACCAGUUAGGUAGUUAUGGUGGGAGACUGCCAGAUGGCUUAAGUUUCGCUACUCUCUAUAGGGAAGCUGAGGCAGAAGAUAUCAAUAUUGAUGACUGGGACUCGUAUAUUAGACUGAGACUGGAAGCGCAUAGAGCGAGUAAAAAGAGAUGA